Messenger RNA from Trematomus bernacchii (emerald rockcod), 2630 nucleotides. RefSeq names its product lysophosphatidylcholine acyltransferase 1-like. The transcript is spliced from 14 exons. Lineage: Eukaryota; Metazoa; Chordata; Actinopteri; Perciformes; Nototheniidae. The record is from RefSeq and is a predicted model, not a curated record. The coding region runs from base 162 to 1658 and encodes 498 amino acids.
CCGACCGCAUCAGUCUCUCUGGGCAGAGAGAGGGGAGUAAAACCGAGGAGGAGAAACGUGCUUUCUGCAAAAAAGAACUACAUACCCUUCUUCCAACGUUACGGGACAUUUUGGACUUUUAUUUCUUAUUCUUUUUAAGGUUUAACUUCCGCUCGUCCGAAAUGAAGGCAGUAAACAGUCGCGCCUCCACAGUGGGCAGAAACCCCUUCAUUCACGAGCUGACAUUCACCAUGACAGAAAAGAUAAAGAUUUUCCUGAUGUCGGUCACAGUGUUUCCCGUUCGGCUGCUUCUCGUUUCCUCCCUCAUGUUUCUGGCCUGGCCGUUCGCCUUCAUAGCCUCCAUGGGACGCUCCGAUUAUAUCAUGGAGCCUCAGUCGUGGUGGAGAAGGUUUGUAGAUGUCUGUCUUCGAGCCAUCAUGCGGGCCUUGUGGUUUUGUGUAGGUUUCCAUUGGAUAAAAGUGAAAGGAGAGCGAGCGAAACCUUCAGAAGUUCCAAUUCUCACAAUGGCCCCUCACUCCUCUUACUUUGAUGCCAUCCCAGUCACCAUGAACAUGUGCUCCAUCGUUACCAAACUGGAGAGCAGGAGCAUUCCCGUCUGGGGAACUCUGAUCAGCUACAUCAGGCCGGUGUUUGUGUUUCGCUCGGAUCAAGCCUCCAGAAGAAAGACUGUGGAGGAGAUCAAGAGGAGAGCCAAUUCUGGAGGGGAGUGGCCUCAGAUCAUGAUAUUUCCAGAGGGAACGUGCACCAACAGGUCUGGGCUCAUCUUAUACAAAGCUGGUGCUUUCAUACCAGGACUCCCAGUGCAGCCUGUGGUGCUACGCUACCCAAACAAACUGGAUACGAUUACAUGGACGUGGCAGGGUCCUGGAGCGUUCAAACUCCUGUGGCUCACGCUGUGCCAACUUCACAAUCCCAUGGAGAUAGAGUACCUUCCUAUUUACACACCAUCGAAGGAGGAGAAGGAAAACCCGGUCCUGUUCGCCAGCAAUGUCCGAAAACUCAUGGCAAAGGCGCUGGAGCUGCCACUCAUAGACCUGUCGUUUGAUGACCGUGAGAUCAGCCUAUCACACGGCCCGCUGAGUAUCCAUGACGACAGCAGCCUGCUCCAGUUCCACCAGCUGGUCUGCCGCCUGGGGCUGAGAGCAGAGAGGACGGACUCGCUGCUGCAGGAUCAGGUUCAGAGAGCCAGAGAUCUGCAGGGAGAGAGGGUCAAUCUGCAGGAAGUCUCCACGUUCCUCAACCUGUCAAUCACACACACACUCGCAGAGGUCCACAGCCUCUUCGACCAGCGUGGAGAGGGACUGAUCGACAUCCGACUCUUUGUCAUCGCUCUGUCGACGGUCCAUCGACCGUCACAGGCCAUGGAGACGCUCAAACUGGCCUUUAAGAUGUUUGAGAGCGAGGACAACGGGUACGUCUUGGAGGAAGACCUCGCUGCCAUCUUGGAGAUAAUGUUGGGAGUGAGAGAACUGGAUCUCUCCGGUCUUUUUUCGGCGCUGAGCGGACCUGAAACCGCCAAAAUCACAUAUGCUGAACUUCAUCACUUCAUAGAGCAGCAGCCACACUUCGUCCAGGAUUACCUCGAUUUUGAAAACCAUCCGCGCAACUUCAGUCAAACUAAGAACUGCAACGGACUGAGCCACAGCAAAGAAGACUGAAGGAUGGAAGAUGGAAGACUUUAAAGGUCUUCAUGUCUUUUCCACAUCAACAUGUCUCCGCUCCUUAUUUUCAACAGAACAGGGCUGAAACAGAGGGGAUUAUGGGAUGCUGCAAUGAUCUGUUUGGUGUUUCAGCCAAUCGGAGACAUGUUCUGUAUAUAUCUGAGACCUGGGAUAUAUUGAAAAACAGUAUAAUAGGGGACCUUUAAUGCGAACCCCUUCCCUUCUUCAUGAUGUUUCUCUCCAUAAUGCAGCUUCACCUCGGUGCCUUUAAUCGAGGUGGAGAAACAAAGAUGUGAGGAUGAAGCAAACAUGAAGAAAGUUCUCUUUUUAACUUUGGGUUUCUGAAUUCCUUUGGGGUUUUUUUGCGGCCCAUUUCUGGAGAUAUGUUAUUUAUUUGAAAAUGUAUUUUCUUAUCUAUGAAGUACAGCUAUUUAAGAAAUGAGGGGGGUUUAUUUUAGACAUUCUGGUGGAUCUCAGGCAAAUGGACACUGCCCUUUAUUUCCUGCUGCUCUUCAGGUUUAACUAAACGUAAUAUCAGGUGAAAGGGAUCGGGAUAUUGAUCAUGUCACCACUAUGUGACAAACACUAGAACAAUCUGCCAUACACUGCCAUAGAUUUAUACCCCAUAAAGAAGGGGUUUGAGGGACCAUGAACUGACUCAACAUGUUUUUUAUUUGCUAGCUACCUUUAUGGAAAGUAAUACAAAAGCAGACCAGUUUUUCUAAGAAAAACAUUUAAUAUGAGGGUUGUUUAAUAUCUUUGGAGCUGUGAAUCCAUUGAACCAAUGACGGAUAGAUAUUACACAAACUGUAUCUUUGAUUUCCUGAUACUGUGGGUUUUAAAUAUCAAUCUCUGAUGGUUUGACUCAUUUUGUACCUUUUCAAAAGCUGCAAUGUUCAUGUGAAAUCUCUCAGAAAGAAAAACAGAUGUGAAAGAUCAAUACUUUUUUCAAAUAAAUACAAAAAUCAC